AAUUCUCAUAAAACAGUUUUCCAUUCUGAACUUUGCCAGGUGGUCUACACUCAGGCACAGACUCUUCAUACUCUUGCUACUCAUCUUCUCGGUUGGACGCUUUUAGCAAACAAUUCAACUUCAGGGCUUCCUCCGUUAGUAUCCCCAAUAGAUGAUGGUCCAGUCGCGGUUAAGUUGUUUGCUUCACCAUCUGGAAGAUUCAUUGUUUGCCUUCAGGCCAGUGCCUAUUCCGGUGUCCAACUAUUUGCUGCGCGCGCCUCUCCCUCUAACGAACCGAAUUCUACCUUUCAGCCGAGCUCCCUUUCUGGGCGAGGUCAUUUUAUUUCCUUGCGUCAGGUUGGAAGUGAUGGUCUUCCGCAAGGACCUUGGGGGUUGCGCUUUCGCGAAGUCGAUCUAGAUGCUAUCACAGGCCCACACACAGUGGCUCGCGUGGAAGUUGUAAUGAUUGCUUUGAAUUAA
Protopolystoma xenopodis is the source of this 459-nucleotide messenger RNA. The record is from the annotation of a GenBank genome assembly. Lineage: Eukaryota; Metazoa; Platyhelminthes; Monogenea; Polystomatidea; Polystomatidae.